AUGCGGUGCGCCGCCGCAGAGGCGGCGCUGCUGCUGCUUUACUGCGCGGAGGACGCGGCGCACGGCCCCGCCGAGCGCCAGCAGCUGGCGCGCCCGGCGUGGCACUCGCUAAUUUCCGAGGCAACAUCCUUUGGGGGUCGCGGCCCUGGCCCCGAGGCGGCAAGGAGCCACUUCCUGCAAGCCGCCCUUGCUUGCAGCCCCGCGUGCCUGCCUGAUCUGGCCGCGCAUCCGGGCGCGCUGACAGUGGCGGCGGCCGCUGCUGUGUGCGCGCCACCGCGCUAUGGCGCCGCGGGACAAGGGCUGGAGCUGCUGGAGCAGCUGGCCGCCUGUGCAUGGCGCGACCAGGGCGGCGCGGAAGGUCAAGAUGGCGUCGUCAACAGCAGUAUUGGGACGACUUCCUGGUCCAAGCUGGACGAGCAGGCCUUGGCAUUGGUGCAUCCGACCUUCGAUGCCAAGGCGCGCGACGCGCUGCGCAUGCUGGAGCGGCACCCAGACGGCCGCAUCGCGGCCAGCGCGCGCGACGCGCAUGCCAUGCUGGUGGGGGCCCAGCUAGACGUGUUUGGGCUGGUUCGCGACGAGAGGACUGGGGACGACAGGCUGCAAAACGCGCAGCAGCGGCCAAUUUCAGGAGUUGGUGGAGCAGUGGCGGCGGCCGCAGCGGCGGCGGCACCGGCGCCGGCGGCAUCAGGGAGCCAGCCAGAGGGCCGUGAGGCGCAGGACGCCCUGGAGGAGCAGGACCAACAGCUGGGCGCUGACGGGUCAGUGUCAGCGGGAGCGCCGGCACCAGAGGCGGCAGCGCCAGUGGGCCAGCGCAGGGCGUCGCAGCCGCGCAGGGCCUGCGCCACGUGCGGGAAGGCCGCGGGCGAGGACGGUGUGAAGCUGCAGCGGUGCUCGGGCUGCGACGCCGCGCGCUACUGCGGCAAGGAGUGCGCCAAGGCAGGCUGGAAGGCGGGGCACCGCGAAGAGUGCAAGGCGGCGCAGCUGAAGAAGCAGCAGGCAAAGGCGGGGCAGGAGUGA
Messenger RNA from Monoraphidium neglectum, 1017 nucleotides. RefSeq lists its product as hypothetical. Lineage: Eukaryota; Viridiplantae; Chlorophyta; Chlorophyceae; Sphaeropleales; Selenastraceae. The coding region runs from base 1 to 1017 and encodes 338 amino acids. The transcript has a single exon. The record is from RefSeq and is a predicted model, not a curated record.